This is a messenger RNA of Linepithema humile (Argentine ant), 1784 nucleotides long. It is a transcript of the gene CDC50, whose product is annotated as cell cycle control protein 50A. NCBI's taxonomy places the organism in Eukaryota, Metazoa, Arthropoda, Insecta, Hymenoptera, Formicidae. Gene Ontology annotation, cellular component: plasma membrane; Golgi apparatus; endoplasmic reticulum. The record is from RefSeq and is a predicted model, not a curated record.
UGACGUAUACGUCAUUUUGUUCACUUUGCAAAUGGCAGUAGAUGAUGAUUCGACGCGAUAUUAGGUUAUCGAGAAUUAUCAAAUAUUAAUUGUAUCGUCAUUAGUAAAUUAUGACAUCCAUCAGCGAAGUCGACGCAGUGCCUAAAUCGAAAAAACCAUCGGAUAGUGCAUUCAAACAACAACGACUACCAGCCUGGCAACCAAUACUUACAGCUGGCACGGUUCUACCAACGUUUUUUGUAAUAGGUGUUGCAUUUAUACCAGUCGGUAUAGGAUUACUUUAUUUUUCUGACGAAGUCAAGGAAAAGACUAUAGAUUAUACUAAUUGUAAUUCCAAUUCCACAAAUCACAUUCAAAAUGGACUACCUCUCAAAUGUGCAGACAUAAUUGCAGCCAAUUCUUCGGAACCCUGUUUUUGUGAACUGAAUUUUACACUACCUGUACACUUUAUGGGCAAAGUUUACAUGUAUUAUGGCCUAACAAACUUUUACCAGAACCAUCGCAGAUACGUAAAAUCUCGAGAUGACAAUCAAUUAUUGGGAAAAUUAACUAACAUAAAUGAGGAGAUUUCAAGUGAUUGUGAACCGUUUGCCUAUGAUGAAAGAAACGAUACUAAAAUUCCCAUUGUCCCAUGUGGAGCCAUUGCAAAUUCACUUUUCAGUGAUGAUCUAACACUGUAUUCCGCUAAACAUAAUGAACCUGUGCCAUUAUUAAAAACUGGCAUAGCUUGGCCAUCCGAUAAAAAUAUUAAAUUCAGGAAUCCUGAAGGAAAUAUAUCAAAAAUAUUUGAGAAUUUUGCCAAGCCUAAGAACUGGAGUAGAACUAUUUAUCAAUUAGAUCUUGAUGAUCCAAAUAACAACGGAUUCCAAAAUGAGGAUUUAAUUGUAUGGAUGAGAACAGCUGCAUUACCUACCUUUAGGAAACUCUAUCGUAGAGUUGAUCAUAGUAAAGAUGGCUUUGUUGAUGGUCUACUCGCAGGAAACUACACUCUUAAAGUCAAAUAUUCAUUUUCCGUAUCUGCCUUUCAUGGGAAAAAGAAGAUGAUUUUAAGUACAACAUCCCUUUUGGGUGGCAAAAAUCCUUUCCUGGGUAUUGCUUAUAUUGUUGUGGGAAGUUUGUGCUUAUUGCUGGGCAUAGCAUUACUCAUUAUACAUAUUAAAUGUUCCAAAAGCAAACUAAUGUAAAGACGGCUACAAGAAACUAUUCUUAGGGCACCGUGUAUGUUCUUGUAAGUGUUUGUAAUAUUGUGUUACGUCUAUCCCUCUCUGUAAUUGACAUGUAAAAUGUUGCCUUGUAUGAUAAAAUAUGACUAAUCGAGCAGUGUUUUCUUAUAAUUUCGUAUUUCAAUACUAAAUAUUAAAAACUGUGUAUGUAUAUUUUAUUACAUAUAUAUUUAAUUUGUUUACUGUAUAUAAGUAUUGUAAAAUAUUAUGUAUUUUAAUAAAAAUACAAAAAAGAAUCAAUUGAUAAUUAGCUCGAUUGGCCAUAUUUAGUGCAUUGUAUGCUUUAUCGAAAUGUAUAUAUAUUUUUCUGCUGUAUAUAUCAAGAGAAUGGGAUAUUUAAAACACUGCUACAUAGAAUCUUCGAUUUAAUGUGAAAUUACAGAUAAAAAUAAUUUUAUUACAGCAUUGUUGAUUUUUUUUAUUUAUUUACUUAUGACUACGUGAUAACUAAGAAGAUAAAACAAUUUUAUAACUAUAAUAUAGUUAUUUAAAAGUAGAUAUAAUAUGUGUAUGUGAAUUGUGAUAGAUGUAAGAUAAUAUGACAUAUAAAAAUAAAGAAAA